GCGAGGCGGGGGAUAGAAAUACGAGCGAGCGGGCGCGGGGGGGCGAGCCGAGCACCGCAGCGCGAGACGGGAGGAGAGAGGUGAUAGAUAAGCGAGCGCAGCGCCCUAACCCUAGCUCGACACGCCGCCGCCGCCUCCGCCUCGCUCGGGAGGGGCCCUUGCCGCCGGGAUCCGUACGACGACGGAGGGGGCGCCUGCCCUGCCCUGCGCCGCCGCGCGCGCGGCGUGGCUGACUCGGUCCUCGUAAUCCGGUGGUGGCAGGCCACUGCGGGGGAGCGAUGGCUGUUGUCAACCCUAAUAAAACUCAUCUAUUUGAGAAUGACGACGAAGACGGCCCGAUUUCGUUCAAGAGGUCGAGCGCAUCUAUGAAGAGCAGCAGGCCCACCCCCUCCAAGCAGGAGGGUUCGUCAGGAAGCGCUGGGGUGCCUGUCAGGACCUCGAAGCCUGUGGCUCCGAAUCAGCAGAAGAACGGGGUGAGUGCCAGUGCAUCGAGGCUGCUGCAUGUGAAGCCGCCGUCGUCCAGCCCGAACCAUCGGCCUUCUGGGUCUGGCCAGCCAAACAGUUCGGCAGAGAAUAGUUCAAAGAGUAACAGCAUUGACAAGAGUAAACUGAAAAGACCUCUUGUGAAAGAAGAGAACUCUGAUGAUUCGGAUGAUGAGGUGCCAAUUGGGUUAAGGAGAAAAGUUGAGGAGAAGAAGUUAAAGAGAGUUGUUGAGAAAGCAGAUGAUUCAGAAGACGACAAGCCGUUGAGUCUCAAGAUUAAUUCAUCCAAGACGUCUUCCACCAGCGCGAGUAAGCCUGUUUUGCAGAAAACUGCCGCAAAAGUUGAGCAGCCUGAUGAAGAUUCAGAUGAUGAUAAACCAUUGGCAAGCAGGCUGUCCACUAAUGCUGCUUCAAAACGUGGAGGUAAUGUCUCUGAAGAUUCAGAGGAUGAGAAGCCAUUGGCCGCCCGAUUUUCAAAAGUUUCUGGAAGCAGAAACCUAAAAUCGGCUUCUUCCAGCAAGGGGUUAAAUAAUGAUACAAACAGCCCACGGAGUUUGGGUAAAAGGCCUCUAGAUAACAGUAAUCAAACAAGUUUAGCUCUCAAGAAGGCAAAACCUUCAAAUGUUUCAGCUUCAGCAAGUGUUAAAAGGGAAAUCAAGGCAGAUGACAAUGACAACACCCCUCUUGCACAAAGGCUGAAGAUGGGUGAGUCUUCGAAAGGCAAGCCAUCUGCAAAGAAUGUCGUGAAGAAGAGUCCUGCUUCUACAAAGAAGAACAUCAAGAAAAUGAAACGGAAAGUGAAGACAAAGAAGACAAUGAAAAACUCUCAGUUCUCAAAGACAAUGAAGGUACCUCCUGGAUCUGGUGGUGGACAGAAAUGGACUACCUUGGAGCACAAUGGUGUUAUUUUCCCUCCUCCGUACAAGCCUCAUGGUGUCAAAAUGCUUUACAAUGGGCAACCUGUUGAUCUGACACCAGAACAAGAGGAGGUUGCAACAAUGUUUGCUGUGAUGAAAGACACUGAGUACGCGACCAUGCAAACAUUCAUCGAUAACUUUUUCACUGAUUGGAGAAAAAUCCUUGGUAAAAACCAUAUUAUUAAGAAAUUUGAGCUUUGUGAUUUCACCCCGAUAUAUGAAUGGCACCUCAGAGAGAAGGAGAAGAAGAAGCAGAUGACGUCAGAGGAGAAAAAAGCAUUGCGGGAAGAGAAGUUGAAGCAAGAGGACAAGUACAUGUGGGCUGUUGUAAAUGGUGUUAAAGAGAAGGUUGGCAAUUUCAGAGUAGAACCACCUGGCUUAUUCAGGGGACGUGGAAAACAUCCAAAGAUGGGAAAACUGAAGCGGCGCAUCAAACCAAGUGAUAUUACAAUAAAUAUCGGAAGAGGCGCUCCAGUCCCUGAGUGUCCUAUACCUGGAGAAAGUUGGAAAGAAAUUAAACAUGACAAUACUGUUACAUGGUUGGCCUUUUGGAAUGAUCCAAUUAGCCAAAAAGAUUUCAAGUAUGUUUUCCUGGCAGCAAGUAGCUCACUUAAGGGGCAAAGUGACAAAGAGAAAUAUGAGAAGUCCAGAAAAUUAAAGGAUCACAUACAAAACAUUCGAGACAACUACACAAAGGAUUUCAGAAGCAAAGAUGAGACAAAGAGGCAAAUUGCCGUGGCAACAUACCUUAUAGAUAAACUAGCCCUUAGGGCAGGCAAUGAAAAGGAUGAUGAUGAAGCUGAAACUGUUGGUUGCUGUACGCUAAAAAUCGAUAAUGUUACUUGUUUGCCCCCAAAUAAGAUCCAGUUUGACUUUCUGGGUAAAGAUUCUAUAAGAUAUUUUAACACCGUAGAAGUUGAAGAACUUGUGUACAAGGCAAUUGAGGGUUUCCACCGUGGAAAGCCACCGGGAUAUGAUCUCUUUGACAAACUUGAUACAACUAGGCUAAAUGCACACCUGAAGGACCUGAUGCCUGGGCUUACUGCAAAAGUGUUCCGUACAUAUAAUGCUUCCAUCACAUUGGAUGACAUUUUGCACAAGGAAACAGAAGAUGGAACUCUUCUUGAGAAAAUUGCUGUAUAUCAGCGCGCAAACAAAGAGGUUGCCAUUAUCUGUAACCAUCAACGUAGUGUGUCAAAAUCACAUGAAUCCCAGAUGACCAGACUUAAUGAAAAGAUUGAUGAUUUAAAGGCCCAGAGAGAUGAGUUAAAAGUUGACUUGGGCAAAGCAAAGAAAGGAAAGCCUCUGGGCAAUGAUAAAGAUGGGAAGCCAAAGAAGAACUCUCCCCCUGAACAGAUUGAAAAGAAGAUAGCAGCUAUUGAAACCAAGAUUGAGAAGAUGGAGAUGGAUAAGAAGAUAAAAGAGGAUUUGAAGACAGUUGCACUCGGAACAUCAAAGAUCAACUACCUUGAUCCUAGAAUUACUGUGGCAUGGUGCAAACGCCAUGAAGUCCCCAUCGAGAAGAUUUUCAACAAAUCACUUCUUGCGAAAUUCGGAUGGGCAAUGGAUGUUGAUCCGGAAUUCAGAUUCUAGUAGAGCACUAUUGGUUGCCAUGUUUGAUCCAGCUUCCAGCCCUUCUUCCGGACACUAAUUGCAGCUAGGAAAGGAAGAGCUUGGUGUUUGUUUUUUCAAAGCCCCCCCUGCUCCUGGAACGAAGGAAGCACUCGACAUUCUCUUUGUAGGCUCCUAUUUUGUUGGUUCUUGGUGUACUUGCCACCGUUCCAUUGCGUUAAGUUCUGUAGCAUUUGGCUGAGGAAUUUGAGCUUUGCUCGAUAACGGAUGGACAUUUAAUUUAUACCGAGUUAAUCUCAAAUAUAGAUGACCAGUUGAGUGGUGGAUCUCGUGGGACUCGAUUUGUGUUGGGUCAUGAGGUUUCGUUUCACCGAGGAAGAUAUUGUCUCUAUGUAUGGUGUACCUGAGAACCGUUCGAUGGUAAUUGAAGAAGUGCUGAGGUGUAAAUUUUGAUUAAA
Panicum virgatum (switchgrass) is the source of this 3430-nucleotide messenger RNA. RefSeq names its product DNA topoisomerase 1 beta-like. Gene Ontology annotation, cellular component: chromosome; nucleolus. The record is from RefSeq and is a predicted model, not a curated record. Bases 279 to 2993 code for a protein of 904 amino acids. Gene Ontology annotation, molecular function: DNA topoisomerase type I (single strand cut, ATP-independent) activity; DNA binding. NCBI's taxonomy places the organism in Eukaryota, Viridiplantae, Streptophyta, Magnoliopsida, Poales, Poaceae. Gene Ontology annotation, biological process: DNA replication; DNA topological change; chromosome segregation. The transcript has 16 exons.